UGGACAGGCCAAAAUCUCAGCAAGUUCGAAGUUCUAGUACAAUAAGGCGGACUUCGUCUUUGGAUACGAUCACAGGACCUUACCUCACAGGGCAGUGGCCUCGGGAUCCUCAUGUUCACUACCCUUCAUGCAUGAAAGAUAAAGCUACUCAGACACCUAGCUGCUGGGCAGAGGAGGGAACAGAAAAGCGGUCCCAUCAGCGGUCCGCGUCAUGGGGGAGCGCGGACCAGCUCAAAGAGCAGAUUGCCAAACUACGGCAGCAGCUCCAGCGCAGCAAACAGAGCAGUCGGCACAGUAAGGAGAAAGAUCGACAGUCGCCUCUCCAUGGCAACCAUAUAACAAUCAGUCACACUCAGGCUGUGGGAUCGAGGUCAGUCCCGAUGCCACUGUCAAACAUAUCAGUGCCAAAAUCAUCAGUUUCACGUGUGCCCUGCAGUGUGGAAGGAAUAAGUCCUGAGUUGGAAAAGGUGUUCAUUAAGGAAAAUAAUGGGAAGGAGGAAGUGUCCAAGCCUUUGGACAUACCGGACGGUCGGAGAGCUCCACUCCCUGCUCACUACCGGAGCAGCAGUACCCGAAGCAUCGACACUCAGACGCCCUCCGUGCAGGAGCGCAGCAGUAGCUGCAGCAGCCAUUCACCUUGCGUGUCCCCCUUUUGUCCUCCGGAGUCCCAGGACGGUAGCCCUUGCUCAGCAGAAGAUUUGCUCUAUGAUCGUGAUAAAGACAGUGGGAGUAGCUCACCGCUACCCAAGUAUGCUUCAUCUCCCAAACCAAACAACAGCUACAUGUUCAAACGGGAGCCCCCAGAGGGAUGUGAGCGAGUGAAAGUCUUUGAGGAGAUGGCGUCUCGUCAGCCUAUCUCGGCCCCUCUCUUUUCAUGUCCUGACAAAAACAAGGUUAAUUUCAUCCCAACCGGAUCAGCUUUCUGUCCUGUGAAACUCCUAGGCCCUCUCUUACCUGCCUCUGACCUGAUGCUCAAGAACUCCCCGAACUCUGGCCAGAAUUCAGCUCUGGCGACUCUGACCGUGGAGCAGCUCUCAUCUCGGGUUUCCUUCGCAUCUCUGUCCGAUGACACCAGCACCGCAGGCUCUGCAGAGGCCUCCGUCCAGCAGCCAUCCCAGCAUCAGCAGCUCCUGCCGGAACUGCAGGGUGAGGAACACACCUCUGCUCAGAACUACGUCAUCAUCUAAAGCAGAGGGGGAGCUGGCCUCCACCCCACGUUCCAAGGACUGAUCUCAGACAUCUAUCUGCAUGGAGUGACAGACUUUCUGAGUACCACCACCGACAACAAAAUACUUAUCAGCAUCAUAAAAUAGCUCUUAACACUGAUCUUGGCAGGGACGGAACUCCUAUUUAGCAGUUUUUGUGGAAAGCAGUAAUGCUUGCAAAAUGUACGUGUCAUUCAGCAUUUUAAGUGGAGACUAUGCAUUUCAUAGUAUGUUUGACAGAUGAGUACUGUGUCCUGUGUUUUGUUCCAAAUUCUUCAGUAUAAAUAAGCUCUAAUAUCAAAAAGUUGCCUGUCUAAAUAGAAAACGUCUUGCUGUGUUUUGUCCUAUGGAAAAUACUGUACUUCGGAAUUAUGUUUACAAUUGACCCAGGUGUUUGUUUCUAAUUUCUGUAAUACAUACAAUGCAAAAAAAAAAAAAAAUGGCCACAACAGAUGCACAGUGCCCACCCUAUGGCCUAGCUUCAGGUACUUCAGUUGAAGUCUAACUCAGGUAACUUGGAAUGUAUAUCAUAUUGGGAUAUUAAAUAUUUCACAGCUACAAAGCUAAAGAGGGAGCAUCACUCUUUUGCCUUUCCUUAUUUUGUGCAUUUCCCUUUCCUCAUUACAUUCCAUACUCUUAGAAUAAGAAGUGCAUUCAACCCUAGGUGAGCGAUAACCCUGGACAUGGGUGAACUUGAGGAGAACCGGCAAUCUGUGGUGUGUGACAUCACUUUUGUCAUGUGCUUACGAGUCAGACGGCUGUUGCAUUCCGUGUCAACAUGUGUAAAUGUGGCAGUUUUCAAAGUUCAGGUGUUGUUCAGUUCAUGACUGUUACAAUGUUCAAGUAAAGUGUUCAGUACUAGAUGCGUACAUAAAACAUUCCACAUCAUGUGUGAUGAAAUUUAAACACAAGAAUGUCGAGGUUUAAUUUCAAAAUGAGCAAAAUUUCACAGGGGAUGGAUGAGGGUUUUUUUUUUGUUUAUUUUGUGGUUUUUUUGUUGUUAUUGUUGGCCAUCAGGUUCAUAAUUGCUACCGUUUUUAUCUAAAGACACAUUUGUGUUUAGUUUCUGUUUUGGAAAUUCUUUGAUUUGCAGGUUAAAGCAUGACACACACUUUUGGUGUAUUUUCCUCAUGCAGUUUGGGUGAAUGAGUUGCAUUCCCCCCAGAGAGAAUGCUCGUCUCAAUUGAUGCUGCGUCAGUAGGUUAUUUAGUCACUUACAAAAACAGUAGUUUGAGCCUGUCUCAUUGAAGCCUCACAUAAUACUAUCAUCAAUAGUUUUGUUAAAAUUUUGGAUUUACGAAGUAGAGCAUAAGCCCAAGUAAGUCACCUUGAACUUGCAGACUUGACGUAAGUUCUCCAGAGUGUGAAGGGAGCACUAGAUAUUCCUGAUUGGUUAGUUAGCGGGAGAGCUUGACUAUCAGAUGUUGCUUUCUGUAGCACAGAGAUCUGCAAAUAAAGAGAAGCUUUUAUGUUUUUAUUCCAUUGUUUUCAGCUCAGUAAAAACCUAGAGUUGUCUCAUCUGCACCUGAAGUGUAUGGCACAAAUUUUUCUUUUAAGAAUUCAUGGAACAAGGUGCCUACAGUUAAAAGAAUGUUUCAGUUCCCUUCAGUCAUUCUUGGGAUUUGUUGUUGUUGUUAUUGUCGUUUGUUUUAAGGAGAUUGAAGAAGGAUGAGGUGAUACAGAAGAAUGCAACACCAUUGGUUUUUUUUUUUUAAUAUUUUAUAUAUUUGUACAUGUUUGUGUGUGUGCGUGCAUUCCGUGUACUGUUUUGUCACGAUCCUAAUCUUUCCACCAAAGUUUGCAGUAAUAUUCUCUCUUGAAGGUGCAUUCUGGCUCCUUUAAAUUAGUCAGUGUUAUAUUAUAGGAGACUGUCAUGGAGAAAAGGACUCAGUUUACUUUUGCCAUUUUCACGGGGGAAUCUUUUAAAACAACCUUUUCAGCAGCAGACACCUUUAACCCUAAUAAUCUCAGGCCUUGAUGAAAAUACUAUAUUUUGUAGAUUAUGGUUAAAGGGAGAGAAUUCCUAGUUCCGUAAGAUAAAUAUGAGCUCCAUUUAACUUCUGAUAUCAGUUUAACAUUACAUGAUACGUAGAUCUUACGCUGUGCUUUUGUCCAAAUAAGAUGCAAUAGUAUCAAUGUCAACUUCAGAAAGAUGGAGUGAAUUUGCUUUUUUGGUGAUGAAAUCUGAUGUAUGAUAUUUAUAGUGACAUGUGCUUUUAUUUUCUCAUGAGAAACUAAAUAUUGUGUUGUACAUUUGUUCUUAGCAUAUAUUAAAGUUUUGAACCAAAUGUGUCAAAGCUUAUGCUUUGCCAUGUAAAUUUCCCAGAAGUUGUUGAGCUCAAAUGUAUCCUACAUUCAGCUGUAGAAAUUUGUCAGAAAUUGUUUAAAUUUUGUAUAUAGUUGUACUGUUUAAUUUUAGCCACUGCGCUGAACAGUAUUUGCGUUACCAUACAAUACGGCUUUACACAAGGAAAUGUGUGGCUUCUGUUUUGUAUUUUUUCAGUAUAGAAGUUCCUGUGUCUUAUUUAAAUAAAGUUAUUAGUAAAACUGGAA
Chinchilla lanigera (long-tailed chinchilla) is the source of this 3758-nucleotide messenger RNA. It is a transcript of the gene Glcci1, whose product is annotated as glucocorticoid induced 1. Lineage: Eukaryota; Metazoa; Chordata; Mammalia; Rodentia; Chinchillidae. Gene Ontology annotation, cellular component: cytoplasm. The record is from RefSeq and is a predicted model, not a curated record.